Saprolegnia parasitica CBS 223.65 is the source of this 726-nucleotide messenger RNA. Its product is annotated as serine/threonine protein kinase. Gene Ontology annotation, biological process: protein phosphorylation. Gene Ontology annotation, molecular function: ATP binding; protein kinase activity. Bases 1 to 726 code for a protein of 241 amino acids. The record is from RefSeq and is a predicted model, not a curated record. The transcript is spliced from 2 exons. NCBI's taxonomy places the organism in Eukaryota, Oomycota, Saprolegniomycetes, Saprolegniales, Saprolegniaceae.
AUGGUCAUGGAGUACAUGGACUUGGGCGAUCUGCUCGACUACCUCAAGAGAAAGAGAAACAACGAGACGUUGGCCAUGGAUGUCUCGACGGUCGAAGUCACGCUUGUUUUGGCGCACGCACUCGCCGACCUCCAUCGACAAAAUAUCAUCCACCGCGAUGUCAAGAGUCAAAACAUCUUCCUCUCAACGACCCACUACAUUCGACUCGGCGACGUCGGGUCGGCACGCACAGUUGACGAAUUGAUGACGGCCGGUACCGGCACCGAGUACUGGAUGGCCCCCGAGGUAUUUCGUGAGGGCUACGACGACAAAGACCAGCCGUACACCAUCGCCGCCGACAUCUACUCGUUCGGCGUCGUCCUGACGGAGCUCGACACGCUCAAAGUGCCGUACGAAGACGAGGUUCACCGCUACGCGAUCAAGGACAAGGUCCGCAAUGGGCAGUUGCGUCCGCACAUGAGCGACACGUGCCCGCAGUGGCUCAGAGAUCUUGCCAAUCAGUGUCUUUCGUUCGACCCCAAGGAUCGUCCGACGGCCGAGAACAUCAUCGCGACGCUCCUGCCGCAUCACGACACGACGAGAUUCGACCUCUUGGACGUCGAAGAUGACGUUGAAGAGCCGAGCGAUGCACUCUCCGAAGAAGGGGACGACGUCGAAGAGCCGAGCGAUGCACCAAGCCCCAUCAACGACGAGGAAGAGGUCGAGACAUCAAUGUCGUGGCUGUAG